Messenger RNA from Misgurnus anguillicaudatus (oriental weatherfish), 2936 nucleotides. RefSeq names its product ring finger protein 146 (gene rnf146). The record is from RefSeq and is a predicted model, not a curated record. Gene Ontology annotation, biological process: ubiquitin-dependent protein catabolic process; Wnt signaling pathway. Lineage: Eukaryota; Metazoa; Chordata; Actinopteri; Cypriniformes; Cobitidae. Gene Ontology annotation, cellular component: nucleus; cytoplasm. Gene Ontology annotation, molecular function: ubiquitin protein ligase activity; zinc ion binding; poly-ADP-D-ribose binding.
CAAGCAGCGGCCUGGUUUUUAAAGAAGAGACGUUUGUUUCUGCGCAGCUCUUGCGCAGAGCGGAUGCGCUCGAAUAUACCAGCAGUGGUCUGAUUAUCAAAGAAGAGCCGUGAAAACAUUAUUGUGUUAUUUGUGUCGAGCAAAUUCACCUUUACCGAUUAAUUUACGUCAAUAAAUGAACAAUGAUCAGUCAGCAGUUGACUAGGAGAUGAGCCAGAUCUGAUCGUCGCUAAAAGAAGGAGGCGAGAUUUUACAUUUUUGACAGUAUGGCAAGCUGUGGCGAGGUCGAUCUUUCUGUGGACACCCUGACUUCUGGAAAGAAGGUGAGUGGAGAGUCUGUGGUGGAUGGAAGUCCCUCCUCUUCGUCUCCAUCACUGCCUGUACCGGAAUGCGCUAUCUGCCUUCAGACCUGCGUCCACCCCGUACGUCUGCCGUGCCGCCACAUUUUCUGCUUUCUGUGUGUCAAGGGAGCCUCCUGGCAUAGCAAGCGGUGCGCCCUCUGUAGACAGGAAGUGCCUGAGGACUUCCUGGAACGGCCCACUUUGCUUUCGCCCGAAGAGCUGAAGGCUUCGGCGACGGGUGGGCGCGGGACGGGUGCCGGCGGACACGCCUGGUACUACGAAGGACGUAACGGCUGGUGGCAGUACGACGAGCGGACUAGCCGAGAGCUGGAGGACGCGUUUAACAAAGGCAAGAAGAACGCUGAGAUGUUAAUCGCCGGUUUCUUGUACGUCGCCGACCUGGAGAACAUGGUGCAGUACAGGAGGAACGAACACGGCCGCAGGCGUAGGAUGAAGAGAGACGUGGUGGACAUUCCUAAGAAAGGUGUGGCUGGACUUAGACUAGACCCCGAUCCCAACGCUGUGGUGGCGGCGGGGUCAGGAACGGUCACCGCUGGGCCGGAUUUAAAUGUGGACGGAGCUGCGGUCGAACGAGAAAGCUCAGCAGAUGGAGCGGACACUGGGGUCAACAGCGCACGUUCUCAGGGCGUCUUUGUCCCCGCUCCCGUAAGGCCGCCUACUGUCUUGGGUGGUCACCUGACGAAUCCGGCUUCCUCCAGUGGUAUUCAACUUGUCCAGGCUCUGGCUCAUCUCAGUAUCAGCCCCUCUGAGCCUGAACCCGAGGAGGAAGAUGCAGAUGACGAAGACGAUUCUGUCACGCCAGAUGCCCCGGAGUCCGAAUCCGGCACGAGCGAGGACGAAGACGAAAACGCUGGAGACGAAGGUGCGGAGGGCACCCGGGGUAGGCAUAGACUGCAGCAGUUGGACAGACCGCCGCCUGGUGGUGGCCCUGCACAAAGCGGUGAUCGGUCCGGGUGCCCAGACGGUCAAUGCACUGUUACCAAGGUUUGACCGCAGCACAACUACAGGACUCCUACCCAAGCACCACAACUGUUGGGUAUUUCUAACCAAGCUCUGAAAUGCAAAAAAAUGAAUGACUGCACCAUUCAACUCACAGAAAUAUGGACCGGGGAAAGGGUGGGGACGGGGGUCAGAUGGUUUUAGUGUAUUAUUAGUGGUUGUCUUUUCUCUUAAUGUUAGAAGGCUGUAACAGGCCUGUAAUCUUUAAAUGGAAAUUAGAGGCAAAACUACAAUAAAACUUGCUUUUCAAUAUACCUAGACGGUCCAUUUGCAAGAUUACUUUAAAACGCUAAUGACAUAAAUAAAAAAACUGAUAGUUGGUAGAGCUCCCCAUUGCAUGAUGCUAAAACACAAUUGCCAUCACAAUAAUCCAGUGUGUGCUUUAUAAAAAAAAUAAUGCUGCCAUUUGGACUUGUGAAAAAAAUAUUUAGAUAAAAUACCAUUAAGCACAUUUAUGUUUUUUUUAAAUUGGGAUAUAAUUUUUAUGGGAAUUAAGCACAUUUACCCCUAAAUUCUCAUUGUAGAAAUUAAUCCAAUAUUUAUUCAUUUUUUCUGUAUUAUUUUCAGUGGUGACUUGCAUUACUGUUAUACAGAAAGCAUUAAAACUUAAUUUGGUAAUUUAAAUGCAAUUUAAAGCAAAUAUUACAAUAAUAGAUAAGUUGUGAUUUAAAUAACGUUAUCAUUUAAGGUUUUAUUUGCAUGAGGGUUGGUGGUGGCCUGGGGUGCCUGAUGCUCCUAAUAUUUUUGGGUGACAUGGGGAAAUUCAUGUUUUUAUCCCAUCAGAAGAUUUCACUACGUCUAGCUUGACUCCAGUCUCCAGUGACUAUGGAGUAGUAUGGUACAUAUGUACUGAGAUCAAAAUAUUUUUGAGAAAUGGCAUAUCAGUUUUUUAAUCACAUGAUCCUCUUACGUCAUGAUAUAAUGAGGUUAUCUUUAGCGUACCGAUUAGAACUUUAUUGGUGUCAUUAUUUUGAAAAUCAAUUUAUUUACUGUAGUUCCUUGCUUCUGAACCUUUCUGUUACAAAGGCGUCUAGAUAUAUUUUACGAUGUGUUUUUCUUGUUUGUGUUAAAUAACAAGAAUUAGAUGCAAUACCAUCAUUUCAAACGCUAAAUGUAAGGAAAAGAGAAUUUAUUGUAGUUUUGCCAAGGUUUCACCAGGAAAAGACCUUUCGAUCUGACAUUUGCUACUUAUAGUGUUUCAUUACGUGAGGUUUAAUAUCUUAACUGCGUGUGUGUGCAUUUGUGUUCAUUUUAAGCAACUUGUUUUUUUUUUCUUUUGCCUCAUCUUGGUGUGCUUCUCUGUGUUGAUAUGAGCGAGAGGACUUUGGCCCUUGUUUUGUUUUAUCAGAUGGUUAACUAGUACUCUCUGACCGAUUGAGUGCUUUUUAAGAUGUCCGAUUUGAAGUUUUUUGCAGUUUUAAUCUGUUAGGCCAGAAACGUUACGUGAGCGCAGAGUGCAUGACCAACGCACGAAUUGUGACAUUUCAAUCUAUAUGCUGCUUAAAUCACAAACUGGUUUGGUUUUUUUAACAUCGCUAAUUUUCAUCUUCAUUUGUUCAGAUUCUUUGUUGUCAU